Molecule: messenger RNA, 1213 nt
Organism: Heterobilharzia americana
Lineage: Eukaryota; Metazoa; Platyhelminthes; Trematoda; Strigeidida; Schistosomatidae
Source: the annotation of a GenBank genome assembly
AUUGAAUGUUAGUGGAAGCCCAAAAUACGGAGAUGAAGUUACAGUUUCAUUUGUGAAGCUUGCGCAACUUUUCAAGGUUAAGUAUCAGGCCAUUUUCGAAUAUUCGCACCCAAUUUGGUGUGUUUACACAUCAAUGAAUAAGGAUAAGAAGUUAAAAAAUGUUGAUAUUAUUCCAAAAUCUGAUAUUCGUCAGCUGAUCAAAGUUGCAAAACCACAGGCUCAACGAACUAUUGAUCAUCCUCAUGCAAGAUAUAAUCAACUAGGUCGUCUUUCAUGUAUUUUAUGUGGUGUACAAAUUAAAUCAGAAUUUGCCUGGACUGCACAUAUUCUGAGCAAGUCACAUAAACAAAAUGAAUUACGUGGGAUUCAACCACUCAAUAAACGUCCUGCUGUUGAAAAUAAGCCAUCUGAAGAGGUAUCGUCUAAGCUGACAAAAGUCAACAGCAAGACUGUACAGGAUGAAUCAGAUUUGAAAAUCUCCAAAGGAAUCCAAGAUAAUAAGUUGUCAACUGUAGUUCAUAAUGAAAAGGUAUCUGAAAAAAAUCCUGCCGAGAAGAAACUUGAAUCACAAUCUCAACUACCAGAAGGCUUUUUUGAUGAUCGGUACAAGGAUGCUAAAGUUCGAUGUGUUCCAUAUAAAGAUAAAAUGUCAGAAGAGCUGGAACUCUUCCAAAAAGAAAUGAAUGCUCUAGAGAAGCAUUCAGAAGAGAUUAUGGAGAAAGAGAGUGAAGCAUUGGUUUCUGAACGAAAUUUAGCCGAAAUAAAUGAACAAAUGAUUAAAUGGGAGAAAAUCAAACAACUAGAAAAUGAAAAGGAUUUAUAUGAAAUGCGAUUAAAGAAAAAACUAACAGACAGUACAAACCGACCAAAACAAUUGGAAAAUCAUAUUGUUGUAAAAAAGGAAGAAGGCUAUUCGGGAGACGAAGAAGAUGAUGACGGUGAUAUCUCUAUUACGGAUGAUUUGAAUGACUUUCGAACAAAAAAUACAAUUUAAAGAAAGCCCUUUCUUUGUUCUUGCUAUCAGCCCGUGGAAAUGAAGUAUAAUAAAUAAACUACUAAUUAGUUUGUAAGUAAUAUGUCAUUUACAACAAAAUAUUAUGUUUAUGUGUAAGGAGGAAGUUAUAUACAUGAUUGGAAAAUUAAGAUAUUUUUACAAAUUCACCAAUUAUCAUCGUAAAUAUUAUUAUUAUUAUUUUCAUAUGAAUGGUUACUU